GCUCAGUUAGCAUAUUUGGAUGAUCCAUCGUCCUGUAGGAGUAGAGACAUCGUUGAAAAGUUUUCAGAGCUACUUUUCUCUUUAUCUUGACUCUUGGAUGUUUGUAAAAUGUCCGGGAUUCAGGAUCUUUCAGUUUUUCCUGUGGAAUCUCAGCAGCUUUCAGUGAGAGAAGAAGAGGUUUCCCCUGAGCUGCAGGAGAGAAGCCUUUAUCUGAACCAAGAGAUUACUGUGCCUCUCCACGUUAAAGAGGAGCCAGGGGAACUGUGGUGUGACAGUAAGGGGGAAAAUAUCAUCAAGUUCACUUUUGUUCCUGUCCCUGUCAAGAUUGAAGAAAAUGAAGAGAUACCUCAGUCCUCACAACUUUAUCAAAGACAAACUGGUGAGCUGGAAAGAGGAGCUGAUGAAGAGGACUGUGGAAGACCUGGAGCAGCCAGGUGCUAUGAUCCAGAGAAAGACUUACAACCAGAGACUGGGGUCAAAACUGAAGACUCUUCUGAGGCUGAGACUGAUGACAGUGCCGACUGGGGGGAGACACCAGACCACCAGUGUUAUUUAAACUCGAGGGAAAAUGUAACUGAAAGAAAAAAGACUGAUAAGAAAUCACAUUGCUGUCCUGAGUGUGGUAAGAGUUUUAACUACAGAAGCCAUCUCAUAGAUCAUAUGAGAACUCACACAGGGGAGAAACCCUUUGGCUGUUCUGUGUGUGGCAAAAGCUUCAAAUUCAAAGAAGAUGUAAAAAGACAUAUGAGAAUUCACACAGGAGAGAAACCCUUCAGCUGCUCUGAGUGUGGCAAAAGGUUUAACCAAAAACAACACGUAAGAGUCCAUAUGAAAGUUCACUCAGGAUCUUUUGGUUGCCCUGAAAUUUCAGGGAUAUUUCUCAAUACCAAAGAAACGUUUUUUCACUCUGAACAGAGAUCCUUUGGAUGCACUGAGUGUGGUAAAGAGUUUAUCCAAAUAAGUGAUUUGACCAAACACAUGAGAACUCAUACUGGAGAGAAACCCUUUGACUGCUCAGAGUGUGGUAAAAGAUUUACUCUUAAACACCAUUUGCAGAACCAUAUGAGAACUCACACAGGAGAGAAACCCUUCAACUGCUCUGAAUGUGGCCAAAGAUUUUCCCUACAGGGUUCUUUGACCAGACAUAUGUUACUCCACCUUCGACAGAGGAGAGUGUUAUAGUGUUAAAAGAUUCUCUGAAAGUAAUAUUUAGCACUUGACAGAGCUUCAAAACCACAUCAGCUACCCUGUCUUUGACCAAAGGUUUCCUUAGCUAUACCAAUACAGCACAAGUGUGGUGAUGGUCAGGCUUCAGAAGCUCUAUAAAACCAAAAUGAAGAAAGUGUCCGAAACAAAAUCUGAUGAAGAGGACUGUGGAGGAUCAGAACCAGUCAGAAAAUUUGAUACAGAAAAACAAACAGGGAGUGGGCAUUUUGGAUUGGAGUGGAGGAGAAGUACCCACUGCUGGCCACGAGAGCCCUGGAAACACUUUCCCCUUUUGCAACAUCCUACCUGUGUGAGAUCUGCUUUCAUUCAAGACAAAAUCCAGAUUAAACUGGACAUUGAAAAUGAACUGAGAGUGGCAGUCUCACAACUGAACACAAGACUUGAGAAGAUCUGUAGGAAUAAACAAGUCCUAGUUUAAAUCUUCAGAGGUGUUCACAAAGUUUAAUUUUCAGGGAAUCGUCCAUCUUCACAGAGCUGGAAUUUUAAAAACUUGGUUAGAGGCUAUGAAUUUUGUUACUUCUACAAAAUGUUGAGUUUUUAAGUUGCAGUUAUGUCUUGCUGGGGGGGCUGGGGCUUGAAAUAUUUCCAUCUGCUGAAGGGAGGCCCUGCAGAAAAGGUUUCAGAACCACUGGUUGAGAGAAAGAGAUGUUUCAGCCAAGUUUUCCAAGCCUUUAGCCAGAUUCUGGAUAUGUUUGAUGAUGGCCUUUUGAACAUUGAAUGUCUGUUUUCACUCAUAUCACUGGGUAGGAAAUCUCCCAGAUCUGAGAGAUGUAGUAAUACCUGAGCUUCUAUGCCUUGGUUUAACACAAACCCACCAGAGUUUUAGAACUGUGUGAAAUGGCAAUAGUUUUAUUGGUGCAUUGAAGAAAUGGCUCCUUUGGGCCACUGUGUGCAAUAGCUAAUUUGUAAUUUUAAACAAAAAUGUACUAUCUAUACUUAAUGUCUGUGAAAGGUUUGAAGUAAAUAGUGAUCCAAAGUAGUAACUGCAGUGGUUGUAGUAUCAAUAAUUAACCUGGAACAUAGCA
This is a messenger RNA of Cheilinus undulatus (humphead wrasse), 2252 nucleotides long. RefSeq names its product gastrula zinc finger protein XlCGF8.2DB-like. NCBI's taxonomy places the organism in Eukaryota, Metazoa, Chordata, Actinopteri, Labriformes, Labridae. The coding region runs from base 109 to 1182 and encodes 357 amino acids. The transcript has 2 exons. The record is from RefSeq and is a predicted model, not a curated record.